Molecule: messenger RNA, 1563 nt
Organism: Penicillium cataractarum
Lineage: Eukaryota; Fungi; Ascomycota; Eurotiomycetes; Eurotiales; Aspergillaceae
Product: glycosyltransferase family 69 protein
Exons: 1
Coding region: 1-1563 (520 amino acids)
Source: RefSeq, a predicted model, not a curated record
AUGUCGGCCCGUCUUCUACACCCGGAUGAGUAUGAGCUCGGCUCGCGGUCCUCCGCCGACUCAGAUGGCACUUUCAACCUGGACGAUGACGAUUUUGAGUCCCAGAUGCCAUCCACAUCCAGGCUAGGCGCGCGGCGACUACCUUGGCUGUCUCGACUCUUCUCUUCUUCCGGAUACCGACGCUUAAAGUCCAAUGCCCGACCCAUCCUCGUUAGCUCGUCUCGCCCAACUUGCGCGCGACGCUGCUUCUCCCGCCGCCGAUGCUGCCAAUUCCCUGUUAUCUUCGGAAUCGUACUCGCCCUCGUGCUAUUUGCUUCCAUAUUCACGCCUUCUUAUACCAAUCCGCCCGCGCACUACGCCACUUUACGGAAGUCGGCGUUGGAUGGGAAUGUCGCCGGCAGAGGCAACCCGCAACAUAAGAAAGUGUUCAUUGCAGCAAGUCUAUAUGACCGAGGCGGUGAUCUAGCCCGAGGACAAUGGGGUACACAGCUGUUACAGCUCAUUGACCUCUUGGGGGGUCGCAAUGUGUUCGUGAGCAUAUAUGAGAACGACAGUGGGGAAGAAGGACAAGCUGCGUUGCGAGAGCUGGAGCAGCAGAUUCCCAGUGCCAAGUCAAUCGUGUACGAAGAACACCUGGACUUCAAGAAAAUUCCAUCCGUGGUCAUUCCUGGUGGAGAAACACGCGUGAAGCGCAUUGAAUACCUUGCGGAGCUUCGAAAUCGAGCGCUCCAGCCGCUGAAUGACCACCCCGAGAUUCGAUACGACAAACUUCUUUACCUGAAUGAUAUCCUCUUCGACCCUAUAGAUGCACUGCAACUUCUUUUCUCCACCAAUGUCAAUGAACAAGGCGAGGCUCAAUAUCGUGCCGCGUGCGCCGUCGAUUUCGACAACCCCUUUAAAUUCUACGACACCUACGCCACACGUGAUCUUGAGGGGUACUCAAUGGGAUUACCAUUCUUCCCCUGGUUUUCCACCGCCGGAAACCAUGAGAGUCGAAAGGAUGUGUUGCAGGGCAAAGAUGCGGUUCGAGUCCGUAGCUGCUGGGGCGGCAUGGUGGCUUUUGACGCCAAAUAUUUCCAAGACCCACUACCCGGAGGCACCACCCCGGCGCGUUUCCGGUCUGGACCCGAUCUCUUUUGGGAAGCAUCAGAGUGUUGCCUAAUUCAUGCGGAUAUCCAAGAUCCCCGGACUGCGGAAGACGACACCACUGACACGGGUAUCUAUAUGAAUCCAUACGUUCGAACUGCUUAUGAUGGCCGAACUCUGUCAUGGCUGGGCAUCACCCGUCGGUGGGAACGGUUGUAUUCACUCAUCCACAAUAUCGGUAAUCACCUCGUCGGUCUACCGUGGUACAAUCCCCGUCGCACAGAGACUCCUGGCCAGCGCGUGCAAGAAACGGUAUGGGUCCCCAACGGCAGCCAGGAUGGCGGGGGCUCCUUCCAGACCGUUGAGCGCACCGCAGGCAACGAUGGCUACUGUGGUCGACGAGGCUUGCAGGUUCUUGUAGAAAAUCGCAAGCCUGGGCAGAAAGGGUUUGAAGGCAUACCCGUGCCAUCACUCUAA